Anopheles aquasalis is the source of this 2101-nucleotide messenger RNA. RefSeq lists its product as uncharacterized. The record is from RefSeq and is a predicted model, not a curated record. NCBI's taxonomy places the organism in Eukaryota, Metazoa, Arthropoda, Insecta, Diptera, Culicidae.
AUUAAAUUUUGAGCUGGAUUUUCGGUCGGGGAUCUGCCCAAAAGUAGUUUUGUGGAUAAAAAGUGCAAAGAAUAUGGCUCACGGCACGAUGUGAGCGUUCUAGGUGCAGUGCAGGAAAAGCGACGAUAUCCGUGGCCGAGAGAACGAAACGAUUGCGGUUCCAUAACGUGCAUAGGUCCAGUGUUUGGACACGCUCUGAUUCACAUCUCCCCGCGGCUUUCGCUCACCAUGGCCGCUGCACCGGAUCGCAGCUUUGUGUCGGAGUAUUUUGCAAAUUUGAAUGAAAUCUCCAAGAAGAUCGCGCUGGACAUCGAGGAGAUACGCAGCGCGUACGAGCACAUCUGGGACGAUCUGAGCCGCGAGGAGCAGAUGGAAAUUGUGAACGAAACGAUCAUCAAACCCGAGCUGGCACUAAAGUACUUUGACAACUUUUCCACAUCCACCGACUCGCUGCAACGCAUUCUCGGCACGGACGAUGACGAAAACGGUACCGGGGAGGACGACCGGAACGCCAACCUGUACGAUGGUAAGGGACUGCAGACGUUCCAGUAUGUGCGCACCGGGCGAAAAGUGGUCACGGACGACAGUAUCGGAUUGUUCCGUGAUGAGCAUUCGGCACCGUUCUCACACAAGACCAAAAGCCAGAUCAACUUGACCAUCUUCCCGCUAGAGAAGGAUGCCAAACCGGCCGCUGGUGCCAAGGGAGGGGCCCUGUUGGCGAAGAAGUUACUGCUGAAAUCUCCCAAACUGGACGAUAGUGUCGUCGACGGAAAGGAGGCACACAAGGAGCAAAAGGAUAAAGUUGGUCCCACGGUGGGAGCUCAGGCCAUUUACGACAGUGAGCGGAACAUCAUUUCGAACGAAGCGACCACGAAAGGGCUGGGAAGUGGUCCCGGUGCCGGACUGUUUAGCAAGUUUAACACGCUCAUCUUCAACCAACCACCGUUGGAAAUGACGACGGCAGCGUCGGCCGCUUCCAUCGAUGGUAGCGACGAGGUGGAUGGAACGAUCGAUCAGGACGAGUUCGACACCGACAACGAUAAGGUGAAUCUGUUUACCAAAAGUUCGAAAAACGAGUGCCUUCACCGUGCGCAGUCGUCCUCGGUCGAAGAGGAUGACAAAAACUAUGACGAACUCAACAGCUUGCUUGGCAACAGCAAAGGUUUCGAUUUCCUCAAUAACUGGUAAAUCUUCCACGAUCAUGCCAGAUCGACGAGAACGAUCGAUUUCUGGUUUCUUGCCUUGGCCACAACACCUUCCUUCUAGUCUAAUUUGCACAACCGCGCACAUCGUAACCGGAUUAAGGACACUCGCUCGCUCUCUUUCGUGUAGGUAAUUAUCUCUCUCUUUAGAUGGUUUUGAUGAUCUUUAGUACAUCAAAAUCAUCAUAACUUAUACCCUCCUUAGUGCGUUCCUUGAUCAGCUUGCUAAUCUAAAUUCACCUUAGUUUGCUUAGAUCGCGCCGCCUAAAGGCGUAAAAAUACUCAAAGUCAUACAAAUCUCGAUCAAUAUCAAAUUAUUCCAAACAGACUGAACAACCCACAUACAUACGCACUAGCUCUGAUAACGUAGAUUGUGAGCUAGGGUAGACGGUUAGUUCGUUAGUUCAACCGUACCACGAAACGGUAGAAACCGAAUUUACUACAUGGAAACCAAAAAAGAAAGAACAAAAUCACACAAUCUUCAACUACUCAUCGCAGGGAAACUAUCCUGAUGUAGGCCAUCAUCGAUCGCUCCCAUUAGAAGUUAAGAAUCUAUGCUCAGUAGGAAAAACUCGUGGCUCUGGUCUCGAACACACUUUCGUUUAAAUGAUCCAUCACCCAUUCACGUUCAUCAUUAACCAAGGAUCCAAGAGGGCUCUAAAAUCUUAUCGUAUAAGAUCGAAUAUUUAUUCACGAAAUCCAUUUCAUCACAUCAACAUUAUACCCGCGCAGAACGGUAUCGGUAAACAGUAAUACCUCAUCUUCUCCAAACACUCUUUAGUAGUGUAUUGCAACGAUCGUAUCCGGAGGCCCUAUCCGGGAGUUGCGUAACAGACUUAUACUUAGAGCUCGCAUGCAGCAGUAGAAGUUAAUAAAGUGUAAUGGAGCAUCCAAACAUU